This is a messenger RNA of Castor canadensis (American beaver), 1968 nucleotides long. Lineage: Eukaryota; Metazoa; Chordata; Mammalia; Rodentia; Castoridae. The record is from RefSeq and is a predicted model, not a curated record.
AUAUAAAUAAGAAAAUACACAAGCUAUUUUUAUAAGGAACUAGUUUCCCAGUUUCCCAAGUCUCAUGAGUAUUAGUAAACGAACGUCAGUAAAUUAGAUUUUUGGCACACUUCUUAAGUUUAUUGUACACACAAAUAUAAUAAGCACUAAAAUAGAAGCACCCCCCUUCCUGUAUAUACAUGGAUUGUUGGUGGUCUUAUGUGGAUCCAGGCUUUUAAUGGCCUUUUUCAUGCAUCUCUGCUGACACUAUGGGAAUUUAUUAUUAAUCACUUUCUGUGGUCUGGAUGGUGCAUUCAUGUUUGUCCCUUUUCUCUCUUCUCUUCCUCACUCCUUCUCUCUCUAAAAAUGAAAUUCUUAAUUGACAGGUCAAGUUUUGCCUCAGUUUUUUGGGGAGAAGCUUGGUGCAUGCCUUUCUGUUUUUACCUUCCACAUGCUCGUGGGCCAUCUGUGUUUAAAGAAGAAAAGGCGUGCUUAGACUCAGGGCUACCCUGUGGGUAUUGCACAGUAUAUUUACAACUAGACAUGAUUUGCAAUACUCUUGCCUGCGACUGGAAAAUCUCAUACCUGGUUAUUUUCUGUUCACACGCAUAUACUGAACUUUUUCAUUUUCAUUUUGCUGUCUUCAAAAGGCGUAUGUUUCUAGGGUUUGAUCAAAUUUAGACUGGGUAGGGUAGACAUUUACCAUUUAGUGCCUAGUUCUUACCAAAUAAUGGACGUUGAUGAGCAUUGGUCAGUGCAGAAAGCAAAACUUACGUGGCUCUCCUUCCUCAGGUCUAUGCUCCUUCAGCAAGCACUGCCGACUACAAUAGGGACUCGCCAGGCUAUCCUUCUUCCAAACCAGCGGCCAGCACUUUCCCCAGCUCCUUCUUCAUGCAAGAUGGCCAUCACAGCAGUGACCCUUGGAGCUCCUCCAGUGGGAUGAAUCAGCCUGGCUACGGAGGAAUGUUGGGCAAUUCCUCUCAUAUUCCACAGUCUAGCAGUUACUGUAGUCUGCAUCCACAUGAACGUUUGGUAAGGCAGGCCUUUAUGGGAAAGGUGACGGUACAGGUAGCAGUUUAUGAGCUCUCAUCAAAGAGUCAUCCUAUGAGUGUACACAGGACUCUGCAAAUAAAUGCCAACAUAGUACUCACCCUUUAUUCUUCCAGUGGGAUUGUUUCUGUGAUCAAAGGCACAACAGAGUCAGAUCACCUUUGUACAUCUUCCAGAUCUUUUUUAUUAUUGUUCUUCUGUUUAUUGUGUUUUGUUCUCCGCUUUCUUGAUCAUGAUGUCAGCUUCCUGUACUACAUAAACAGGCCCUGUAUUUAGAUUGCAGGAUUUCAGUUAUGGUACUUUUUCCUUUUUUGCUACCUGAACUUUUGAAGGAUAUACUGCAGAGGACAGAAUGAUCAUCAGCUUUGAAGGAGGUUAGGGAAUUUCCGUGGUGGUAUUGACCUGUGGUGACCCACUCAAAGGAAAGAGUUUCUAUUUCCUACACAUUCCUGUUAGUAAUAAGAACCAUGGGGUUUCCACAUGGAUCAGAUUCCACUUUUCCAUAUUUAUCUUUAAUUCCACAUACCCAAUCCAUCAGUCAUACUCCGUUUUGCCCUCCUCCAGGUAAAAACUGCUGGGCUGUGAAAUGUUAAGUCUUCGAUUAGUAAAAAGUUUCCACUCUGUCCUUUACCUGUAUUCAUUCAUCCUAGAAUAUUUCUCUAUCCUGGAGGAAGAAUCUCAUCUGAAUCUUUUUUUAUUUACUCCAAAACUAACCCAGUCCAAAAUUCACUUGUGAAUUUAAGUCUAUCAUUAACUAGAGAAAAUAGUCUAGAUCAUGAGUUGGAUUUGGGGUGCAGGUCAGAUGAACCCAUUUUGCAAUAACACAACAUAAAAAUGUAUGAACCUCGAAUCCUACAAAUGCAGAGGAUUUUGCUUGAUUCUUAUAGAUGUGUGGCAGAUCCAAUUUUCUGUAGCAGUAACUGUAGGCUUCAUCUUGUA